Messenger RNA from Pocillopora meandrina, 3834 nucleotides. NCBI's taxonomy places the organism in Eukaryota, Metazoa, Cnidaria, Anthozoa, Scleractinia, Pocilloporidae. The record is from the annotation of a GenBank genome assembly.
GUCAGAAUUUUCAACAUGGCGGACAAAUUGACUUAUUAUGAAAUUCUUGGAGUUACCAAAGAAAGCAGCUUAAAAGAGGUAAAAACUUAUAUGAUUAAAAUUUUACUGAAAGAAUUGAAUAUAACUUAUCAAGGGGGAUUUUGUAAAGUUUGUACUGCGCUAACUUAUCUUGUUGUACAACUCAACUGCAUUGCAAAUUGGUACCGCUCACAGAAACUUUAUUUUUGGUUUGCUUUGCAGAUUGCUAAAGCUUAUAGGAAAAAGGCACUGAAAUGUCAUCCUGAUAAGAAUCCUGAUAACCCACAAGCCCGUAAGGAUGCAAUUUAUGUUAAUGCAUAAUAUAGAAAUAUAGACUUUCGUGCAAAUGUUGAAGUACUAGUCAUGCAGUGAUCAUUUUUGAUCAAAGUGAAGUGAGUAUUUCUUUAGGAAGUAGUAUAAGUAUAGGUUUUAUUCGUACUUAUACCUGUAGAUCUAUAUUUCACUUUUUAGUUGAAUUAUUUCAUGAGCUCUCAAAGGCAUUGGAGGUACUCAGUGAUCCAAAGGCAAAAGCUGCUUAUGAUGCUGUACUGAAGGCUAAAGAACAAGCAAGAUUACGAACACAGGCUUUGGAUGCAAAGAGAAAAAAAUUUAAACAAGGUAGGAUAAGAGUCCUUUGAAUAAUAAGCCGUGUGUCAAAAACAAACAAUGAUUGUUAGUUGUUGCAACUAACAACUACUGGUUGUUAACUGGAACAAGCAAAUAAAAUGCGGGCAUGCUAUGCAUGCAAGAGUUAUUUUUGGGGGUGGGUGGAGUGAUUGAAACAUUGUAAGUGAUGUCUCCAUUUUUACAAAAGGAAAGAAGAGUAUCAAUGUGGAAAAGAACAAAAAUGUUGAAUUAACUCAUGCACAGUUAUUUUGUGGUAGAUUGUGUGUGUUGUGGGAAUAACUGUUACCAAAAGUAAACUGUAUUGGUGCCACAGAUACCUUUUAGUACAAAAUGCAGACUGCAGACUGGAUACAAAAUGUAGACUGCAGACUGCAGAGUUGGUAUAAAAUGCAGACUGAGAAUCUAAAGAGUUUUUUUGUCUAGUAUGUGAUAACAUGUCACCUUACAACUUACUGAAUGUCACACAAUUGCUUUUCCAUGAUCAGCUUUCAUGAUUAGUUGCACUGUUGUGGAAUAUUCCACAACUGUUUCUCAAUCAAAAUCAAUCUUAAUAAUUUCAAGCCUUCAUAUAGUCUUCUCACUUUGCACGCAAAUUGGUUAGUGUGAUGUCUGUACAGAUUUUACCAACUUAAUAAAAGCAGAUGUAGAUGUAGAUGUCAAUGAGAUGUCACCAUUGAAUAUUUAACACACAUAAUAUUCGAGAAAAAAUUGACAGCUUUGCAUGUGGUCUGUAUUAUCAUCUUUUUAAAGGGUAUGUGUUUAUUUCGUUGACAAAAAUGUGGACCGAGACCAAAAUUGUUCCUUCAACUUGAUAUAUUUUCAACAUUAGUAGAUCACAUCCUAUUAACUUACCUCUGUAAAUAAUUCAUUCCAGAUAACAAAAUCAAAUAAACAUGUUAACAAUGGUAUCUGAAUUCAUCCUUGGCCAAACACAAAUGACUCCACAAGAUCACUUUCUCCAGGCAUUGAAAAGAUACACAAAAUUGUCCAUAGUUAAUUUUAAUCAGACAUUCAUCUAGAGAUAGCACUGAGCAAACCAAUCCAGAAAAAUAUUAUUGGCACACUCAACAAAUCAUGAAUCUUGCAACACAGCUUGCGCUCAAAGAACUGCUCAAAUCAAAAUGUUUGGUGCAACUCAUCAACACAUCAAGCAACAUUUGACUAAAAAAUUUUCCUCUCAUUCUCAUCAUGAAGGAACUAUAACCAUGAUCAUGCUACAGUGCACAGAACUCCACUUUCUCUUGAACAACUAUCUACCAUUUCCACAGCAUGAGUAACACAUUUACUUUAGGUAAUCUGAUAUCUUUCAGCUGUGCAGUAGAGCAUGGUAAAAUACAUGUAAAAACACAGAAAAGCCAACAUUUCUCAUUCUAAAGGAUGAUUCCAUUUUACGAACCACUCUCUCUGAAUCCCCCAUUACUUUGUUGAAAUUUGAAUACCUCUCAAACUGAAGAACAAAACCGAUGCUCUGAUUGGUGCGAGAUAAUACCCUAAUGUGGCUAUUGGAUUGGAGUGAAAUACAUAUCUCAAAUGAUCUGAUUGGUGCAGGUAACAUACCACUCUCUAUACACUAAUAUAGAGUUCUUUUUUUUUAUAACUAAAAAAUGAUGACACCUACAUCAUAGAAUAAUCCAAUUCCCUGAUAACCUGUUCUGCUCCCCUUCCCCAAAAAAUUAUAGAGAAGCUAUUUAGAGAAGUUGGGACUUGACGGUAAUGCUUUUUUUCAGAUCAUGUCAAUGUUUUCUUUGGCAGUUAGCAGGAAAAUGUGUUUUCUAUAAUGGUUAUCAGCUGAUAUCAAGGGGAGUAUGACAAAAUACAUUGUACAAAGUAAAAUUUGAGAGUUUUAUUGCAGAUCUUGAAGCAAGGGAGGAUGCAGCCAAAACAGAAAAGGAAAGUGAUGAAAUAGCUGCAAAGAAUUUGGAAGCUGAAGUGAGUUUCUUUAUUGUCAUUUCACGGUCUUUUAUCUUAAGCAAACUUUUAAUCAAACACAAAUUGUUUCAUUUUUAUAUCUGCUGUUCAGAUUAAUAGGUUGAGAGAGGAAGGAUCAAAGCUUUUAAAGGAACAACAAGAACUUCUCAGAGACCAGUUAAAGAAAGAAGUUGAAUUUGAUAAAGAUAGUAAAAUCUACCAAGAUGUCACUCCGAAAUUAAAGGUUAAUGAUGUAGGGAUAACUACACAUAAUUUGUGAUAAACAUACUGUAAUCUUCAGUUUGUGGUAGAAUAUGUUUGUCAGUUAAGAAAACCACUUUAAGCUCAGAGAAGUCCAGCAAUAACAACAAGUCUAAGAUCUAGUGCCACAAUAUGAGGCAGAAAAACAAAAACAAAUAUUUACCUACCAUAAAUGCACAUAAACUGUAUCAAAUAGCAUCUGUACUUUGUUUACCUGCCCAGGUGAGGUGGAAAAGCAAGAAAUCUGAUUUAACCAAUGGUGGAUACACACAAGAAAUGAUCAGGUCACUCUUUGAAAAGGUACUGUACUUACUUUGAAAGUUGUUCAACACAGUAGAUGUUUAAGGAAUUACUGUUAAUGUACUUUCAUUUAUUUUGGAUGAAAGAACACUGGGUUAAUUUAAUUGUUCCAUACAUUGGUUUUGUAGUAUGGUGAAGUGAGUUAUGUGAUUGUAUCUUCCAAUAAAAAGGGAAGUGCUGUGGCAGAGUUCACAUCAAUGGCUAGUGCAGUGAGUAUUGUAAACUGGUUUUUGAGAAUGAUAUUCUUUGUAAGUUUUUAUUUGAAUUUGCAAUGUGAGUGACCUAAUAAUAGUGAUAUGGUAAGUAUAUUCUUGAAUUACCUUAGAAACUUGCAGUAGAGAAUGAGCAUGGUAUCCCAGACAACCCUCUACAAAUCUCCUGGUUGGAUGGAGAGCCAUCUUCAAAUGAUGCAAGUUCAGAAACUGACCCAGGGGUUUCAAAAUCAACAAGAGAUGUUGGUGAAGCUACAGAUAAAUACAUGGUGAGAGUUGACUUGUCUUUAUGGAAACUAUCUUUCAGGUAGGGUUUUUGCAGUCAUAGAUGGUCAUAAUGAUUUGUACUUGUCUCCAAGACAUGCCUCUCUUGCUUAAAACCUUGCUACUGAAAGUUACUAAUAUACACUGUUUGGCUGAGGUAAGGAGGGAAGGAGGGGUGGGGGUCUUGAUAUUCACCCUUGAUUGACUAACUUCUCAGUUAGGCUUAGAUGUACUACGUCACUGA